AUGAGCUUCGCGUAUGGAGUCCAAUACCCGGGAUAUGCCCAGGCGUAUCCCGUCAGCUAUGCACCCGUUUCGUACCAGCCGCAAGCGCAACCGGCGCAGCCAGCCCAGCCAGCCCAGCCGGCGCAGCCAGCGCAGCCGGCACAGCAGGCCUACCAGGCCUUCGGCUUUGCAGCUGCGCCGGCGCAGCCGACGCAGAGUGCGCCUGCACCUGCGGAGAGCUCGGGAGCCUAUCGGCUGGUGGUGUCAGGCUGUAGACAUGAGACGGUGGCCCAGAUUGUUCGUGGGCACUUCACUCGGGAGGGAGAGAAUCAUGGCCACCCGGUCUUCAAGAAAGAGUCCCAGUGGAAUGGCUUGGACGUGAUGAUCUAUUUUUGGGAUGAGCGGGACGGCCCCAGCUUCUCGGGCUGGUGGUUUGGGCCGAAGGUGGGCGGCGACCAGGUCUGGGCCUACCAACCAGACAAAGAGCCGGAGCCCCCUGCAAGCGGCUGGCGAGUUCCCUACGACGGCCCUGUGGACAACACCUUCAUCCUCUACCCAGCACCCGGAGCACCCGGUCCUGCACCAGGACCUGCUUCCAGUCCUGCCCCCCGUCCUGCCGCAGCCUACAAUCCCACACCCACCGUGGUGCCUCCUCCCGCGACCGCGAGCUGGGCAAGCCCAACUCCAACCCCCGCAGUCUCUGCAGUCCCUACCCCGUCACCCUGGGAAGCGCAACAGGCCGCCAUUCGAGCGCAGCAGGCGCAACAGGCGCAGCAGGCGCAGCAGCGCGAGAGGGAGCAACGUGAGCGGGAGCAGCGGGAGCGGCUGCGCGAGAGAGAGAGGCAACAGCAACAGAUGGAGGAGAGGAGAAAGAUCGAAGCCCGGAAAGCCGAGGAGAUGAGACGGAGGGAGGCUGAGGCUCUGCAGCGAAAGGAGCUGGAGAAGGCACAGCAAGAGAAGGCCCAGCAAGAGCUUGAGAAGCGGCGCCUGGAGCAGCGCUCCGUCCUAGCCAUUCGCCGACAGAUUCAGAAAGUGCGCAUGGCCACCCCGGAAACCUUGGACGCCUUGGAGAAGGAGCUCCAAGACAUGCUGCAGACCGCGGCCGCUGACUCGAGUUUGGGUUCCCAGGCGGAGACCGUGAAGGAGGAGGCCACCUGUGGCUUGGAGGCCGCGAAGAAGCGCUGCGAGACGCUGAAGGAGUCGAAGCGAAAGCAGCGCGAGGAGGAGGAGAAGGCCAAGGCCUUUCUGGCGGAGCUCCUUCGUCGCUUGGACGAUGCGGAGGGGGCCGUGAAGGACUUGCACGCCAUCCUUGCGGAGCACCUGGAGACGAAAGCGGAGGGCGGAGAUGCCUCUCCGGCCGGAGAGGCCUCCCCAGCCGCCUCUCCCACAGCUCCCACGGCUCCGGCGGUGGUGUUGGUUCCGGGGUUGGUGGAGAAGUUUAAGCCUUUCCCAGCCGCGCUGCUCAGUGAGCUCCGAGUGGAGAGCUUGAUGAAAGCCACGGAGCUGGCAGAAAGCGCGAAAGCUGCAGGUCGGAAGGUCGAGGAUGCAGCCUUGGAGUGUGGGAACUUCGCAGCCGCAAACGCCAAGCUGAAGGAAGAGCUCAAGGACUCGGACGCUGCGGAGGUCUUGCGCAAGGUUCCCCUCUACCUCCUACGCCUCCAAGCAGCCCAGCAGACUUCGGAAGCCUACGUCCAGGCCACCGUGGCCUGUGAGAAGGACAUGAGGCGCCGCGAGGGCUUCAAGCGGGAGGAGGAGAAGCGGUCGGCGCUCUUCCGCUCCUUCGACAAAGACGGGGACGGGCGGCUGCAGGAGGCCGAAGCGCUCUUGUUGGCCAAGGCGCUGCUCUCUCAGACAGAGCCCUCCGCCUCGAAAGUCUCGGAGAAAAGCCUCAAGGAAAUCGUAAGAGCUGCUCUGGAAGAGGAUGGCACCGUCCAGAGCCUUUCUUUGCUGUCCACCUGCGUGGGCUCCUUCCGUGAGAUGCAGCGGGAUGGCCGGCGGCGCUUGGCUCGGGAGGCUCGCGCGAAGCUGUUCGGCAGCUUACAAAGCAAGUGGCGCAGGCGGGUUCAGGAACUCGAGGCCUCCGCCGGAAUUGAGCUUGAAGACACCUUGAAAGAGGUGGAAGCGGCAGUGGCGCCGCUGCUCACCGAGACAUCUUCUUUGGGCCCCCCAGGCCAGAUGCAGACACGGUCCAAGCACUGCGAGACCUUGAUCCAGAAGGGUCAAGAAAAGGCAGAAGACUUCCAGAAGAAAGUGCAGCAGCUCCCAGAAAGUUUUCGUAACGACGUGAACUCCAAGCAGGUUCAGGCCUCGGAGCUCGAGGAUUUGAUGGCCCCGCACCAGAAGCGCCUGGCGCUGCGCCUGGGGCGCACGGGGCAGCGCCUGGAGAGAGCCAAGAGGCUCACGGAGCUCUUCCGAGCCAAGGUGGCUCGGAAAGAGAACGACGCCAUGGAAGUUGCGAGGGGAAAGCUCUCUGAGGCUUUGAGAGCCUACGCCAAGAGCCAGAGCUUCUCUGCCAAGCAGCUCUUUGACUCCAUCUCCGACAGCUCCGACUCGGACUCUGAGAUGACCGAAAAAGCUUUUCUGGAGCUUUGCGGGAAAGCAGAAGCCGAGGAUACGGAGCUGGCAUCCAAAGUCUUCCACCGGGCACUCCCCGAAGAUGCAGAGACCUUGUCACUCUCUGCCUUCGAGCACUUGCUUAGAUCCUUCUACAAGGUCACGCAGCAGACGCCCUUCACUGAGGAAGCCGAAGUGAGUGGUGGCAAUGCCAAAGUCCAACUGCAAAGCGGGGAAUUCCUGGAAGCGCUUGAGUCGGAUCCCAAGGAGGUCGAUGAGGUGGGGGAGCGGCUUCGCCUCCGAUCGCGGGAUGGCUCGGAGGGCUGGGCGACCCUUUCGCACCUGCGCCCGGUGCCCUUGCCCGCCUACGCGCUCAAGCGCCGGGCCCCGCUCCUCGAAGCCAAGGACCUGAAGAGCGAGAGCAAGGAGCCCUUGCUAGAGGGGGACGUCGUGGAGCUCUUCAAGGAAGAGGAGGAAGAGCUGCUGGAGGAGGAGAAGGACCAGAAGGAGCCCAAGGAUCAGAAGGAGCAGAAGGAGCCGAAGCUCAAGGUGGUCUUCGGCUCCGUGCAGACCCGUUCUGGCAAAUAUGGUUGGAUCCCCCAUUCCGAUCAGGUCCUCCAGCCCAUCUGA
This is a messenger RNA of Symbiodinium necroappetens, 3162 nucleotides long. NCBI's taxonomy places the organism in Eukaryota, Dinophyceae, Suessiales, Symbiodiniaceae. The record is from the annotation of a GenBank genome assembly.